Messenger RNA from Adineta ricciae, 1848 nucleotides. The record is from the annotation of a GenBank genome assembly. Lineage: Eukaryota; Metazoa; Rotifera; Eurotatoria; Adinetida; Adinetidae.
AUGGCGUCUUCAGUGCGACGUACUGUGGGAAACGAAGCUACAAGCGAACCCGUGACUAUUAAAUGUGAAUUUGAUGAGCACAAUGUUAUUUUUCAUGAUGGUGUCGGUGAUUUAGCAGAAACAAUGACUCUAGGUUUACACUCAAUGACGAAUAAUACAUUUGGAAACAAUGCCGAAAGUUUAGAUUGCGUAGUUUGCGGUGAUCGAGCGACCGGAAAACAUUACGGAGCAAUAUCAUGUGAUGGAUGUAAAGGUUUCUUUCGACGAAGUGUUCGAAAGAAUCCUGUUUACGAAUGUCGCCAUCAGAAUAAUUGUACUAUUGAUAAAGAUAAACGUAAUCAAUGUCGACAUUGCCGAUGGAAAAAAUGUAUUCGAAUGGGUAUGAAGAAAGAUGCGGUGCAAAAGGAAAGAGACCGUCUCGGAAGGCAACGCAGUCAUCAUAACUAUGGAGUGAUGAAUACGAAACUUCAUUCAAACCUUACUGGUGAUAUUAACGAGGAUGAAGAUGAUUUAAGUGUAACAGCAUUGUUAAGAGCAGAAAAAACAGCACAAGAGUACAUCGGUCGACAAUUUCAACUUGAUCGUCAGCCAUCGGAUACUGAACGCGUUCAAGCGACAUUAGAAACAAUUGGUAUAUCAAUGAAUUAUCAACUUCGUAGCUUGAUUGAAUGGGCGAAAGAUUUGAAAGGCUUUGUUGAACUAUCAGACAAUGAUAAAAUUGCUUUGUUACGUGGUCAUACAGGUGAAAAUCUCAUCUUAGGUGUUGCAUGUCGAUCAUUGGGCUGUGAUGAUUAUCUGAUGUUGGGUAAUCAUUAUGUUAUACCUCGAAAUGCCUCAGAUCCAGGUUUAAGCCGUGCGGCUGUUCGAAUUCUCGAUGAAAUUGUAAAACCAUUAAAAGAAAAUCAACUGGACGAAAAAGAAUAUGCUUGUUUGAAAGCAAUUGUAUUUUUCGAUAAUGAUAAUAAAUCCUUAUCCGAUCCAAUGCGUGUCAAAGAACUACGUCGACGUGUCCAAGUCAAUCUUGAAACAUACAUUAAUCAACAGAGACCGUUGAUGCGUGGACGUUUUGGUGAUUUACUACUGUUGAUACCACGAUUGCAAAAUAUCGCUCGACUAAUGGUCGAUCUUGUUGCACGUUACAAUCAAGAUACGAAACAAGUUGAUGAUCUAAUUAAUGAAAUGCUUUUGAAUAGAUAUCGGGAUGAUUGUCAGGAGGCGGUGAUAUCGACAACAACGAAUUCAACGUAUUCAAAUACCAAUACGACAUCUUCAUCACCGAGUAAUUCAAUUUCAAAAGAAAAUGAUCUUGAUUCGAAUGCGUCUUCAAUCGAUACAGACAUGGAAGACAAUCUUUCUCAGGAUAAUCACCAACAUUUCGAUCAGCUUACAUCAGCUACUCCGACCACGAAUUCAGUUUUAAUCGUACCACGAACGAUCGAUGAUGAAUUAAAUGACGUUUCACUAAACGAAAACGAUGAAUAUUUAACAAAUAAUCUAUCACACAUUCGUCUUCUUCAUCCAUCCGUCAAUACCGAUCCAAACUUGAAUCAUCAUAAUAGAACAAUCAUUGAUAACAAUCGGAUAUCGAGCGAUCUCCAGCCAUUUCAACCGCAACAAGUUCUCUCCUAUUUCUCGAAUGAACGUCCGAAGUUGAUUAAAUCCGAAUCGAUUCCAACACCACUAACAUCAACAAAUUCAACAGUCAAUCCGAACUAUGAUCCCACUAGUGAUAUGACAUUUCUCUAUGAUCUCGUUACACCACCGGCAAAUCCACCAAAUCGACGUUUAAUACAAUCACAAUCGAAUCAGAAUAUGACUAAUUUAUUCGAUGAUACUUGGAAUGGCUGA